Molecule: messenger RNA, 2605 nt
Organism: Pseudoliparis swirei
Lineage: Eukaryota; Metazoa; Chordata; Actinopteri; Perciformes; Liparidae
Gene: gpr180
Product: G protein-coupled receptor 180
Exons: 10
Coding region: 76-1380 (434 amino acids)
Biological process (GO): G protein-coupled receptor signaling pathway; response to pheromone
Source: RefSeq, a predicted model, not a curated record
UCAGGCUUCGUGGCCCAUUGCGUUCAUUAGCUCAGGUUUAUUUUCUCGAUAACGUUGAACUGCAGAAGGUGAAACAUGUCGGGCUCGUUCGCCACCCUCGUGGUCGCGGCGCUGCUCGGCUCCGAGGCUUUGGGCAAAAGUGUAACGGGACUUUUCGGCAGCGAAGCGGCGAGGCAGCAGAAGGGCCAGUUCAUCACGAAAUUCAUGUACCAAGGUGAUAAUGGUCUGUUGGUGUGCCGGCUGGACAACUCCGCUCUGGCUAUGGCGAAGGGGUCCAAAUUGCAUCUGUAUCAGGACAUGGACUCUGACCUGGACAACCUCAGCUGUCCAGAGAGGCUCACCAAAGCUCAAUUCACCAUUCAUCUCAGUGAAGAAGAACACAACCAGUCGAUCCCCCGCCAGUCCUCUCCUACAAUCUGGCAGGCCUUGUACUCGGACCGGUACACGUGUCAGGAAAGCGCAGUGAUUCCUCAUCACGCCGAUCUCCGUGUUACUCUCCUGCUGUUCAACUCCGACUCGGCUGGAAAUCCUCUGGAGCACUUCAGCGCAGAGGAGGCAGGUCUCCACAGCUUCUACUUCCUCCUUCUGCUGGCCUACUUCAUCGCCUGCUGCAUCUACUUCCGGCCUCUGCACCAGGCUCUGAGGAAAGGAGGUCCCAUGCACACCGUCCUCAAAGUGCUGACCACGGCGCUGGCCUUGCAGGGCUGCUCCGCCCUCUGCAACUACAUCCACUUGGCCAGGUAUUCCAGAGAUGGGACUGGUAUUCCUUGGAUGGGCAGCCUGGCAGAGUUCUGGGACAUGGUGUCCCAGGUGUCCAUGCUGUACAUGAUGCUGAGCCUGUGUGUGGGCUGGACUCUGGGCCGCGGCAGGAAGCCUCAGUCCAGACCUCUGCAGUGGGAGCAGACUCGGGCUUCGACGGCGGUCGCCGUCGGCGGAGGCGUCAUACAGGCCGCGUUGCUGCUGUGGGAGCAGUACUCCGAAUCAGAGAGUCAGCAUCACAGCUACCACGCCCAGCAGAGUCUGCCCGGCCUCCUGCUCAUAGCCCUGAAAGUGGGCCUGGCGCUGCUGCUGGCCUCUGUGCUCUACCAGAUCGUCUCCACCGAGAGGAGCACCCUGAAGAGAGACUUCUACCUCUGCUUCGCCAAGGGAUGCUUCCUGUGGUUCCUUUGUCACCCCGUCCUCUUCCUCCUGUCGUCCGUCUUCAACGAGCACCAGAGGGAGAAGGUGGUGACUAUCGGCCUCACCCUCUGCCAGUCCAUCUCCAUGGUGAUCCUCUACCAGCUCUUCCUGUCCCGGUCCCUCUACUGGGAGGUCUCCUCUCUCUCCUCCGUGUCUCUGCCUCUCACCAUGUCCCAGACAAACCACAGGGGGCGCUACUGAGCGAGUCCACGAGGGAGAACGCCACUCCGAGGCCACACCCCCUGCUGUGUCAGGAUGUGUGUGGGGGGGGGGGGGGGCCUAUGAAGACGGAAGGUGAUGUAACGCUGCAGGGACUCGACUCCUUUGCUGUUAGUUUCCUGGAAGGAUAGUAAUGGCCGUUAACAAGGAACAACGACACGGGGUCACAAUAUGACCUGGGAACGAUAUUUACUGCAACACCUUACCUCUAGUUACCGGAGCGGACAUCACUGAGCAGGAGGGGAGACGUCUAACGCACCCCGGAGGAGGGGCAUCUGCACGACGUCAUAACAGUUAAAGAUCAAUUACAGACCAACAAAAGCAUGAUGAAGACACAUCGGCGCCGUCAAGAUCUCAGAACUGCAAAUGAGGAGAAUAUUGACUCGAGGUGGAGAAUGGGAGGCCACGAGAUGUGCUAACCCAUCAGACAGGUUUGUUGUGUUCAAGGGAACUCUUUGAUCAUCAGUAUUACUACAAAGGAAAACACGCAGCGCAGAGAGGCGUUGCACCGCUGCUCAGCUCUGGUGUCGUAUUUUAGAUUUAGAGUUGCUGAACGGACCUUUUGCAAAGCGUGGAUACCUGCGCUGACGUCACGUGAACCUUUUUUAAAUCGUAUAUCGCUGUCUGGAAACCGCAUGACUCGUUGUUCUUUUUAUGUUUCAUUUUCCACGCGGCCUGAGCCCGACGCCACGCGGGACCUUUUCAAAAUGACUCGGGCUCAUGCAUCGAAGACACUUUUUUGAUACGCCGGGAAAUCGAAAUCCCACUCGACAAAGUGACGUCUGACAUAUUUAUUCAUCGUGUAUUUAUUAUUAUUCUGCCUAGUGAAUAUUUGGUAAAGGAAACGUUGGUGUACAUUAAUAAGCCGAAACAUGGUGUGUCACUGGAUGUUUAGUUUCACUCUGACAAUCUUAUUCUCGUUAGAAGACAACAAAUGAUGUGAAGUCCAAACAUGUACUUAUCGGAUUUUUAUAUACACGUGUCCGGUCAUUCCUUUUUUUUGUUUUGUUUUAUGUGUUAACUCUUGAGUUUCAAUGUGUUCCAUGUAUUUAUUUUCUGUGCAACACAACCUGUGGAAAUAUGAGCUCUGUGCUCAUUACAACUGUAAUAAAAUAAAAGUUCAAGAAGCCUGUAGCUAUUCAGAAAUGCUUGUGUUGAACCCUAAAACUAUAUAAUAAAUCUACGGAGCUGCACAAGGAAACAUGCA